UCAUGCUAAGCAUUAUUUACUAGCAUUAUUGAUGGCGAUUACCUUUUUUUAUUCUUGUACACUGCUACAAUACCGAAGACAAUUGGUUCCCGUGAUCAAUCGUUCACAGUCAUUCCUGACCGACAGUACCGUGUCAUUUUGAGUGGGAUUUUCGCCAUGGAACCAUCUCUCCAUCAAAGUUUGCCACCGGAGCUGCAGAUCAUGUCCUUUCAACUUCGCUUGAUGAAGCUGAUAGGAAUAGUAGGCCCCAAAGGGCGCAUGUACCGUUUUUAUCUCGCGUUCGGUUGGGCAACAUUCGUAAUCGUAUUCUCAAAAUCCGUCCUCGGGUUCGGAAGCACCAGGUUCGACGCCAUCACCAAAGGACUUUCAGAGCUACUGUUCGAGGGAAAUCUUAUUAUCGUAUUUGCUGCUUUGGUUCUGAAAUUGCCUCAAUUCACGCGAAUGAUGCAUCUUUUAAGUGAAUUCAUCAGACAAGUAACGCACGACGGCGACCAAUCCAAGGAAUGCUACGAUCUGAUACGUAAGCAAAAUUCAAAAAUGAAGCAAUUCACCAAAUUUUACUUCAUCUAUUGCUGCUUCGGACCGCUCGUUUUCUGCAUUCCGGCGAUGGCCACCAGCUAUGUACGAUACUUCAGCACCAACACCACCACCGAUAGUAAUGAGUCGGAACAGCUAGAGUUCGAACUUCCCAUGGAACAAGAAUUUUACGGACUGAACAUCCGUACAAAUUUCGCACAUUACCACCUCUUCGUGGUGCUCUCGCUGCCAGCCUACUACGUUUGUGCGUACAUGUCGGUGAUCAAGGUUACCACACUGCUCAUGAUGAUCAAAUACAGCUCAUUAACCUACCGGUUGGUGGCGAUUCGUGUCCGAAAAUUGGCACAAUUUACUACACCUCAGCAACAGGACCAAGCAGCAGAGCACAAGGAGGUCAAGCUAGCGAGCAUCGAGAAAAUCGUUCAGCUACACGAAAAAGCAUUCCAGAUAACUGAUCUGGUGGAAAACAUCCUAAGUAUUCCGGUAGCGAUACAAUUCGUAGUCUGCAUCUUGUUCUGGUGUUUGACCAUGUUCUACGUCUCAGCGAACAUAAACUUCAACCUACUCAAUGUGAUGGUUGUGUUCUUGCUGUCUUUGAUCGAGACCUACGGUUAUGCGUAUCUGGGCUCGCAGCUGACGGCCGAGGCACAGGCAGUAGGCCAAGCCGUCUACGAACUAACGUGGUACGAGGAUUCCGCAGAGCUGCAGCGAUAUUAUCGUUUGAUAAUACAGCGUUCGCAGCGGGAAACAGGGAUCACUGCGGCCAAGUUUUUCGUCGUAGGGAUUGAAAAGUUCGGAAAGGUGGUCAACUUGUCAUAUACAUACUAUUUAGUGCUGAAGGAUGUUCUAAAUAGAUUGUAA
Ochlerotatus camptorhynchus is the source of this 1398-nucleotide messenger RNA. Its product is annotated as odorant receptor 45b-like. The record is from RefSeq and is a predicted model, not a curated record. Gene Ontology annotation, biological process: sensory perception of smell; detection of chemical stimulus involved in sensory perception of smell. Gene Ontology annotation, cellular component: plasma membrane. Gene Ontology annotation, molecular function: olfactory receptor activity; odorant binding. The transcript has 6 exons. Bases 157 to 1398 code for a protein of 413 amino acids. Lineage: Eukaryota; Metazoa; Arthropoda; Insecta; Diptera; Culicidae.